This is a messenger RNA of Thalassophryne amazonica, 1498 nucleotides long. Its product is annotated as SUN domain-containing protein 3-like. The record is from RefSeq and is a predicted model, not a curated record. Bases 343 to 1467 code for a protein of 374 amino acids. Gene Ontology annotation, cellular component: nuclear envelope; meiotic nuclear membrane microtubule tethering complex. Gene Ontology annotation, biological process: nuclear envelope organization. The transcript is spliced from 11 exons. NCBI's taxonomy places the organism in Eukaryota, Metazoa, Chordata, Actinopteri, Batrachoidiformes, Batrachoididae. Gene Ontology annotation, molecular function: protein-membrane adaptor activity.
GGCACAACACCUGUCAUAUCUGACCACGUCAACGUUUGACCGGAAGUGCCUCUCUUUGUGACGUCACGUGUGUUACUUUAUGCUUUAUGCUUUUGUUCUUUGUGCAGUUUCACUUUAGUUUGAGUCAGUCUGUAGUUUGUGUGGCAGUGUGUGUGUUUAAACCUGCAGCAGUCUGUGUUUUAUCUCUCAGUCUGACGGUUUUAUUCAUAUUAACUGAUAAGUUAUUUGACUGGUGAACUGAGAAUUUGGUUCUUAACGUCAGACGAAGUUGCGGUUUGAGGAUUUUUCGUGGAUUUUGAGAGUUAAUCAGCCGCCUGAUCGUCACUUCACAACACAACAGUCAUGGCCUGUAGAAGUGCCCGUCUGCUUGCGAUGGGCUACUAUGUUUAUGAUGAAGACACUGAGUCCUACAAGAGGACCGUUUGUUACAGAGAGACCCUGGUCAGGAAUUUCAAGAAGAGGAGGGACACUCAUCGUACGGCCGUCAGCCACAACGCCAGCAGUGAUUCUGCUGACGUCAUGACCAACCUUAACCAGUAUGACGAUGACCUGGAAUCAUCUUCCUGUGAAGGUGGGGACUCACUCCUCCACAAACCAGACCCCACCAGGAGGAAACCAGCAGCCUCCACCAGCUCCACUGAUGCUCCACGUCAUGGAUUUGGUGCCAGGAUUUGGAUUACUGCCUUCACUUUGAUGGCUCUUUGGCACCUCCUGCCCACAGUGCCCAGCUUCCACAUGAUCGGUUCAGCUGUCACUCAUCCUGGUGACCUCAGCACCACCAAGGCUCCAUCUGUGAAGAGUCCAUCUUCAGAAGCUGGUCCUGGUCUUGACCACGUCGAGCUCAGCCCAGAGCUGAAAGAGGCUGCUGAGAGGUGGCUCAUGGACCGAAUCAAGGAGCAACGUGAGGCUGAUCAGCGGCGCUGUGAACGCCCGAUUGCAGACAGAAUGGCUGACUUUGCUCUGGAGCCUCUAGGUGCCACUGUGGUCCAGUCCAGAUCGUCUGAGACCCACCACUCUCAGUCCACGUGCAGGACCCUCUUUGGAUUUUCUCUGUGGUGUCGCUCUCAGAGUCCACGAGUUGCCAUUCAGGGCUUCCCGGAGCUGCUCCCGGGGAGGUGCUGGCCGUUUCAGGGUCAUCAGGGGACUCUGGUCGUCGCUCUGUCGCACCCCGUCAGGAUGAGUCACGUGACUUUGGACCACCUGCCGAGCUACAGCUCCCCCAGUGGACGCAUUGACUCGGCUCCCAAAGAUUUUGAGAUCUAUGGGAUGGAGGACAAGGACGACGACGGGACUCUGCUGGGCAAGUUCACGUACGACCAGGACGGAGACCCGACACAGACGUUUGAGCUGCCUAAACCCAGCGAGGUCCAUCGCUACGUGUCCUUACGUGUGCUCAGCAACUGGGGUCACGCAGAGUACACGUGCGUGUACAGAUUCCGUGUGCACGGAACGAUGGACGUCACAUGAUGUUUGAAUUAAAUUUGUUUGUUUGUUUGUU